GCGGCGAUAAGCCGGAAGUCCUGGUUUCAUUGCGGGUCUGACGCUGCUCGGGUCUGUGGCUCUGUUCUCUGCCGCUUUCGUCUCCUCCCCCCGCGCGCCGCCCCGCUCUCUGGGUGCGCAGAUGGAUCCCGUAGGAGUCGCCGAGACCAGCCCGGGCCCCGCCUGGCAGAGCAAGUGUCCAUGGGGAACCCCUAAAACUGCAAUAGUAUCAUGUUCUCUUGCUGAUGUGAUGAGUGAACAGUUGGCAAAAGAAUUGCAACUGGAAGAAGAAAAAGUUGCUUUUCCUGAGGUGGUUACUGUUGCUGAAGGGCCAUUUAUUACAGAAGAAAAUACUGACACCUCAAAUGACUUAGUGCUAGCCCAGAUGCUACAAAUGGAGUUUGACAGGGAGUAUGAUGCACAGCUUCGACGUGAAGAAAAAAAGUUCAAUGGAGAUAGCAAAGUCUCCAUAUCCUUUGAAAAUUACCGAAAGGUGCAUCCCUAUGUGGAUAGUGACAGCUCAGAAGAUGAGGUUGACUGGCAAGAUACCCGUCAUGAUCCUUAUAGAGCAGAUAAACCCACUACUACUCCAAAAAAGGGCUUUAUAGGAAAAGGAAAAGAAAUUACCACCAAACAUGAUGAGGUUGUAUGUGGAAGAAAGAACACUGCUCGAAUGGAAAAUUUUGGACCUGACUUCCAGGUUGGAGAUGGAAUUGGAAUGGAUUUAAAACUGUCCAAUCAAGUCUUUAAUGCCUUAAAGCAACAUGCAUACUCUGAGGAACGUCGAAGUGCCAGACUCCACGAGAAGAAAGAGCAUUCUACUGCUGAGAAAGCAGUGGAUCCUAAAACACGUUUACUUUUGUACAAGAUGGUCAAUGCUGGGAUACUAGAGACCAUCACUGGCUGCAUUAGCACAGGAAAAGAAUCUGUUGUUUUUCAUGCUUAUGGAGGAAAUACGAGUGAUGAGGCUGAUAAAGCUGUACCUCCAGAAUGUGCCAUAAAAGUUUUUAAAACUACCCUUAAUGAAUUCAAGAACCGUGACAAAUACAUCAAAGAUGACUACAGAUUUAAAGACCGCUUCAGUAAACUGAAUCCACGAAAGAUUAUCCGUAUGUGGGCAGAGAAAGAAAUGCACAAUCUGACAAGAAUGCAAAAAGCAGGAAUCUCUUGUCCACAAGUGGUUUUGCUUAAGAAGCAUGUUUUAGUCAUGUCUUUCAUUGGCCAGGAUCAAGUUCCAGCUCCUAAACUAAAGGAAGUAAAACUGAAUAGUGAAGACAUGAAGAAGGCCUACUAUCAGAUUCUUCAUAUGAUGCAACAGUUAUAUAAAGAGUGCUGUCUUGUCCAUGCUGACCUGAGUGAAUACAACAUGCUAUGGCAUGACGGAAAGAUCUGGUUAAUUGAUGUAAGUCAAUCUGUGGAGCCAACCCAUCCUCAUGGACUUGAGUUUUUGUUCAGAGACUGCAGAAAUGUUUCACAGUUCUUCCAGAAGGGAGGUGUAUCAGAAGCACUUAAUGAACGGGAGCUCUUCAAUGAGGUCUCCGGUUUAAAUAUUACAGCUGACAAUGAAGCUGAUUUUCUAGCUGAGAUUGAAAUGUUGGAGAAAAUGAAUGAAGAUCACGUACAGAAGCAUGGAAAGAAGGUGUCUCCAUUUUCAAGUGAUGGAGAUCCUCCAAUAAUAUACAAUGAAUAGCACUGAGUGCAUAUAACACUUUAAAAGAAACAAGGUUCACUGCUUCUAACCAAACUAAUGCAGUGGUAAAUGUUAGCUUCCAAGGUCAAGGGAAUGUGUGGUUGACUUGGAAAACCAAAAAGGAAAGCACAAUGAGUGUACUUUGGUGCUUCAGUAUUAUUGAUCUGCAAGUCAGGCUCUUGGAAUUUUUAGAAUGGCACUGUGAGAAUGGAAUGUCAUCCCCUCUUCUAAUGUUCUGAUUUAACCAACCUUUCAGUUACAUUAGAUUAUUGUAGCUGAGUUAAUAAUAUUUUACAUGAUUGAGACUUUAAAUAUCCUAGUUUUAUUUUUAAUAAUUCCAGAUUGGUGUCUACAGUGUAAAUGGUAGGGAAGAGCAAUAGUCCCUAUCUUCCUUCCCUUUGCCACCCCUAAAAACCAUCUGGUUUAAAAUUCUAUUAUAUACACACAAGUGUAGCCCAUUUUUCCAUAUUUAAAAUUAAAAAGGAAUUAAAUUAUGGACAGUAGUCACUUAAAAAUCUCAUUUCUCAAUAUAACCAUGUUUCAUACUUUUUAAAACCUAGGCUGUUGUUUUUUGGUGGGGUUUUUUCCUUCAUGUAAAUGGAAUGUGGUUUAAGUUGCCAGUCCAAAUAUAAUUUGAUGCAUAUAUGGUUGUGAGUAUGCCUGAACUGUCCAGAGUGCUGCUCUGGCAACAUGGUAGCCUUCUGAUGGCUGCAUUCAGUUUGUGAAAUGGAGCAGAUAGCUAUAAUCUUUUUCUCUGUAGAAAUCCUUCAGAGAUUGCAGGCUGGCUAAAAAUGGAUCCUCUUCAUUCAGACUGUUGAACUCUGUGGGUUGUACUUUGUACACUCUUGAUUCAACUAAAGUCAAAUUAGAAAUUGUAACAGAACCAAAGGUGAUUAUCAGAAUUGAUUUAUUACACAAAGGAACUGAGACAAGAAAUAAAGGUGAACAU
This is a messenger RNA of Pelodiscus sinensis (Chinese soft-shelled turtle), 2618 nucleotides long. It is a transcript of the gene RIOK3, whose product is annotated as RIO kinase 3. The record is from RefSeq and is a predicted model, not a curated record. Lineage: Eukaryota; Metazoa; Chordata; Testudines; Trionychidae. Gene Ontology annotation, biological process: protein phosphorylation. Gene Ontology annotation, molecular function: ATP binding; protein serine/threonine kinase activity.